Molecule: messenger RNA, 399 nt
Organism: Rotaria sp. Silwood2
Lineage: Eukaryota; Metazoa; Rotifera; Eurotatoria; Philodinida; Philodinidae
Source: the annotation of a GenBank genome assembly
AUGCAAAUUCGUCGUACAACGACUAAUUCUCGUUCAAACACAUCUUCAAAAUCAUCAUCAUCAUCCUCAAAAGAAAAUAAUGUUCGAAAUAUUGAACCUGUUUUAUAUAGUGAAGUAGCUGUUCGUUUUAAUGAAAAUAGUCUUGAACAAUGUCGUACAUCUGUUAGUGCCUUAUCCGGUUGUGUAGCUGGUAUUCUUGGUUUAACAUCAUAUAAAGGAUUUAUUUUUUAUGCAUUUUCAAUGUUUUUUCUUAGUUUUCUCAUUUAUUUGUAUAUUAGAAAUGAACAUCGAAAAUUUUUCACUAGUUUAAAUCACAUAUUUAUUUAUGGAUUUUUUAAUGGUUUACUUACUUAUGUACUUUUUUGGACAUUUCUUUAUGGAAUGGUUCAUGUUUAUUAA